Messenger RNA from Neomonachus schauinslandi (Hawaiian monk seal), 2275 nucleotides. It is a transcript of the gene ABTB1, whose product is annotated as ankyrin repeat and BTB domain containing 1. The coding region runs from base 79 to 1254 and encodes 391 amino acids. The transcript has 11 exons. The record is from RefSeq and is a predicted model, not a curated record. Gene Ontology annotation, cellular component: ubiquitin ligase complex; cytoplasm. NCBI's taxonomy places the organism in Eukaryota, Metazoa, Chordata, Mammalia, Carnivora, Phocidae. Gene Ontology annotation, molecular function: protein binding.
UUUACAUCCGGCCGGGGCGCGCCGCCGCCGCCACUGCCGCCUGGGAUCGUUCGGCCAGGGGUCCGAGCCGCUCGCACCAUGGACACCAGCGACCUCUUCGCCAGCUGCAGAAAAGGGGAUGUGGGCCGAGUGCGGUACCUGCUGGAGCAACGGGACGUGGAGGUGAAUGUGCGGGACAAGUGGGACAGCACCCCCUUGUACUAUGCCUGCCUGUGUGGGCACGAGGAGCUAGUACUCUAUCUUCUGGCCAACGGAGCCCGCUGUGAGGCCAACACCUUUGAUGGGGAACGCUGCCUCUAUGGGGCACUUAGCGACCCUAUCCGCCGGGCCCUGCGCGAUUACAAGCAGGUGACAGCCUCCUGCAGGAGGCGGGACUACUACGACGACUUCCUGCAGCGGCUUCUGGAACAGGGCAUCCAUAGCGACGUGGUUUUUGUGGUGCACGGGAAGCCCUUCCGGGCACAUCGCUGCGUCCUGGGCGUGCGCAGUGCCUACUUUGCCAACAUGCUGGACACCAAAUGGAAGGGCAAGAACGUCGUGGUUCUGAGGCACCCACUGAUCAACCCCGUGGCCUUUGGGGCCCUGCUGCAGUACCUGUACACAGGCCGCCUGGACGUCGGUGUGGAACAUGUUAGCGACUGCGAGCGGCUGGCCAAGCAGUGCCAGCUGUGGGACCUGCUCAGUGACCUCGAGGCCAAGUGCGAGAAGGUGUCCGAGUUUGUGGCAUCCAAGCCAGGCACGUGCGUGAAGGUGCUGACUAUUGAGCCCCCCACAGCAGACCCCCGGCUUCGGGAGGACAUGGCCCUGCUGGCCGACUGUGCCCUGCCCCCUGAGCUCCGUGGCGAUCUCGGGGAGCUGCCCUUCCCUUGCCCUGAUGGCUUCAACAGCUGUCCUGAUGUCUGCUUUCGGGUGGAAGGUUGCAGCUUUCUCUGCCACAAGGCCUUCUUCUGCGGCCGCAGCGACUACUUCCAGGCCCUGCUGAACGACCACUUCAGAGAAAACGAGGAGCUGGAGGCCUCAGGCGGCCUCCCGGCCAUCACUCUCCAUGGCAUCUCGCCUGACAUCUUCACGCACGUGCUCUACUACAUCUAUAGUGACCACACAGAGGCAGAGGGGACCUCAGUCGGUUCCAGAGCAGGGAUGAAUGGCAGGAGCCACAUCAUGAGCACAUGCCACCUGGGGUCCCCGAGUUCUCCAGUUGGAGGGUGGGUAGGGAGAGUAACCCUGAAUUACCACAACAGUGGGGAGCCCUGAGCUUCCUACCUCUGGAUAGCAGCCCAUGCCCAGGGUCCUGGAUUUCUGUCUCCUGUUCUCUUGUUGCCUCCCUGGGUCUUCAGCUGCCCCAAAGCAUCCCUAACGUGUGGGUGACGGGGCAGCUGGGGCUAGUGCCGAAGGCGUGUGUGUGUGUGUGUGUGUGUGUGUAAAAGGCCACUGUGUGUGUGUGUGUGUAAAAGGCUACUGUGGUAAAGCAGAGAGAAGUUUGUUUCUCCUUCAUGUCUGAGGUAUGUGCACCAGGGCAGAUGGCUUACUGGGACCCAGGCUGUCCCCUCCAUUUGUCACUGUGACAUGGCCUAGGGCAGGGGUCUGCAGACCUUCUCUGAGGACUAGGCAUAAGUGUCGUGUGCCCGAGCAUCUUUGUCCCGGCCGUCCAGCGCUGCCGUCAUGCAGAAGCACCAUAGCCGGGGUAGAAGUGAGCGGCUGUAGGUCUGUUCCACUCGCGCUUCCUGACGAGAUACAGAGCGGCCCGGACCUCGUCCACAGCACCUGAGGUGGUAUUCUCCUUUGCACCUGGAGAUCGGGGUACAGGCCGACUCACGCGUUAGGAGGCUGAGGAAGACGAGGCAAGCAGUUUCCUUUGUCCUAGGCCAGGUGGAGGCCACACACACCAGUUCUCCUGUGGCUCUGGAGAGAACUCACUUAGUGGCCGUACUUGUCAGCAAUGCAGGCUGGGACAUGUGGCCUCUGGUCAGGGAGAAGGCACAGGGGACAAGCUGGGCUGUGAUGUCAGCCCUGUGGUCGGCUCAUGUAGCACCCCCAUUCACAUCUUCAGUUUCUGACAGCCUUUUGAGACAGGCAUGGUUGCACCUCCCAGAGAGGAGGAAACAGGUGCACAGAGGUGAAGUGACUUGCCUAGGGUCCCAACAGAAUUUCAGAACACGGGUCUGUGUGAUUCACAGCUCAGCUUCUUUCCCCUGCUAAGGCCCUGCCUGCACCAGGCCUGCAAGCCUGCCUGAGGCCCGGGAACCCCAGUCUCCUCCAGCCUCUCUGGUCCCAC